AUGCCUACGAUCUUCCCAACAUGGCCACACAUCGUCUUCGGUGUGCUUGAGCCUCUUUCACUUGUUCUUGGAGCCCUCGCGCCCUUGUACGACCUGAACGGCUUUGUUGCCGGCCAAACUCCGCACGUCGAAGCUCCGAUCACCCACCCCAGCACUAUCGCCCUGGCCUACCAACUUGGAAAUGUAUACUUCUUGUUGUCUUUAGUGGGGAUCGGGGUAUUGUACACGAGCACCGAGCCUAAGGUGUUGCGCAACUACCUGAUUGGGCUGGCCAUUGCCGACGUUGGGCAUGUUUACGCCACGUACUUGGCCAUGGGCUGGCCAGCAUUUGUUGAUGUCGGGGCAUGGAACGCGCUGACGUGGGGAAAUAUCGGGGCGACCGGUUUCCUGUUCAUCAAUCGCCUAUUAUAUCUAUGUGGCGCAUUCGGGGCUGCGAAGGCGCCUAAGGCGCUAGGGAAGAAAGAGUAA
This is a messenger RNA of Penicillium maclennaniae, 468 nucleotides long. RefSeq lists its product as uncharacterized. NCBI's taxonomy places the organism in Eukaryota, Fungi, Ascomycota, Eurotiomycetes, Eurotiales, Aspergillaceae. The record is from RefSeq and is a predicted model, not a curated record. The transcript has 2 exons. Bases 1 to 468 code for a protein of 155 amino acids.